CCCAGCGUUGUCUGUCAGAACUGAGGCGAGCUGUCAAAGUGUGGCGCUACAAAAACAUUAACGUUACUACAGUUAUCACGACGUGGCAGCCGUCCGAAGCAACCCCGUUAUUAACCAUUUUCAAAUCAGUGCGUUUGUACAUAUCAGUUAUAUAAAAUAAAUAAUAAACCCGGCGAUGAUGAGGCUGCAUUUCACAGUGGCUCUCUGCGGAGCAUGUCACUGAUCCUGUUUGCCUUUGUGGCUCGGGCCAGGGAUGGACUCCCUCUCUCGGCUUCCACGGACUUCGAGCACAACCAGGAGCUGCAGGAGCGCAAGCACCAGCUGAGAAUGCUGUCUAAGUGCCUGCCACUUUGCCCAGAGAGAGGGACAAUCAAGGGCCAUGAUCUCAACAUAUACUUCACCUCCGCAGAAGGAGUCUCCUACAUGGCCAUUUGCUCCAGCAGACUCCCCAUCGCCACGGCCUUCUGCUUCCUGGAAGAUCUCCGAUGGGAGUUCACAGCUUGCUUUGACAGUGCUACGGUCGCGCUGGCAAACAGACCGUAUCCGUUUUUGGAAUUUGACAGCAUCAUCCAGAAAGUGAAGCAACAGUACAGCCAGGCCGGAGGCCCCCGCAAUGGCACCCGCCUGGCCAAGGUGCAGGAGGAGCUGAAGGCCCGACCGCCCAGGCUCCUCAGUUUUGAGGAGAUGAUGCAGAGCAAUGGGGAAGCUAAUGGCCAUGUGGACCCGGUGCCAGGAUGUGGCCUGAGUCCCAGACUGGAACCUGUGACGGCCCCCGGGAUCCUCUCCUUGGUUCUCAAUAUCAUGUGUGCAUCCCUGAACCUCAUUCGAGGUGUACACCUCAUCGAGUACACCUUCCAGGACGAUUAUGAAGGAAUCUGGAAUGUUAUAGCAUUUCUUACGGCGUUCACCUGCUGUCUUUGUCAGUGCUACCUGUACUUGUUCUACACAUCACUGAAGAAGCCGAAGACAUUUUCCCUGCUGACGCUAAUCAUUCUAUGCAACGUAUAUCUGUACGGCCUGAGGAAUGUCUGGCAGCUGAUCUUCCACAUAGCAGUGGCAACCCUUUCCACCUAUCUCACCCUGUCAAGGGGACUCCUCGAUAGGAUGAUGGACUGCGGAGUCUGAUACAGAACACUGCAAAGUCACACGCAGUCACACCAAGUUGGACACAUGCCUCGGACAGGAAGCGGUAUCGCAACAUCUUUCUUUUUUGUAAUUAUAUAUUUCUAUAUUUUUAACUGCCAAGUUAUGUCAAGAAGAAGAAGCCCAUUCUGUAUGUAUGUAUUAGAAUAGAGUAAAUUCAGCUUAAAGAUUUUAUGUGGAGUUUUCUAGGCCUUUAGGGAUACAUUAGAAAAUUCACAUGAUUUUAUCUUAUUUAUUAGUCUUGUUUAAAGCUCCUUUUUUAAGUUUGAUAUAAAUCUAAAGGUUUAAGUAGUGUACCACUGAAGUAUAUAUUGACUGUGUGUGUGGUGGUGCUUUUCCACUGGCAUACAGAAACCGAGCCGAACCCAAGCCGUACAGAAGUCAUAUGGUGAAGAGAGACUAGUUACAGCACAGUUCCAGCUCACUGUGGUUUUCCAUUGCCAAAGGAUCAACUUGGUAAAGGCAAUGCCGGGUUUGGAGAACUACAGCAGUGUAAAACCGAAUAGAUGCUUUAUUGUUCACACAGUGUACGUCACGAUUUACUAUGUCCUAAUUUCUGCUAGCAAGUCUGUGACAAUCCUCAUCAUCUUCUUUUUUUUAGAAUUGCCAUCUUAGGUUAGCAUCAAAUGCUAACAGAAUUAGCGUUUGUUUGCAUAAAUUUGCAUUACGAAUCCAUUCCUUUGAGCUGUUUAACAGUACUUUCUAAGUAGGUUGUGGAAGAUUUUCAAGUUCAUUGAUAUCGGGAAUGCAUUAAUACUUGGCAAUGUGCGAUGCUACUAAUAAUGAAUAAUAUAUAGAAUGUUUUUCCUUUUGAUAAUCGAUGCAUAUUGAUACAAUACCUACAAAGGAAAACCAUCAGUUUGCAGUGUGGCUCGGUUCUUGGUGGCAGUGGAAAAACCCCAUAAGUGUCUGUCCUACAAAUGAAGUGAUUUUGCCCCCAACAGGAAUAAUUCAAAUUUUCGUUUGUGUGGAAUCAUAGGCAAUAGGGGGAGAAUUUCAAAAAUGAAGUUCUUGAAAUUGGGGGCGAAAUGGGACAAAUGAUUGUUAAAAUGGUCGUCGUCAAGAGAUGAAUUUUGAAGGAUGUUCUAGAAAGUUCUAGAGCAGAGGCAUUCAAACAGUGGGCGUAGGUGAGGGAACAAAACAGAACUGUAAACCUGUUUCAGAAAUCGCAACCUUUGCAAGUAUUAAAAAUGUGAACACAUUAUAUGCCACUAAAAAACAGCAAAUUAAAAUUAUUCAGUUUUAGAUAAUGUAUAUAAGCGCUAGGAAGGCCUUGUCAAAAAAAGGUUUGAAUAUCACUGUGCUAGAGUGAGGUUUGACUGACACAAGGCAAAUGUUUGUACGGAGGAUCAGCAUUUAUGACCAAAAGACUGACUGCUAAUGUGUCAGAGGUCUCCUUCCAGUGUAGGACAGGGGCACAAUGUGGCAGGGUUAACUUCGCAGGGUGGGGGGUUGAAACUCAAUAAGGUUGACUCAUUAACUGACUGAAAACACUGGAAAAACUAACCAAACACCCUUACAACUUAAAAAAAACAACCAAAAACACAUCUCAUAGGAACCACAGUACAGGAUUGCCCUCCAGAAUUUGCCUGGCUGACACUAUAAAACCCUAAAAGGGCAAUUAGCCCAAUUAGGGCCAGCUGGGUUUCAUUAAACUGUGGGUCUUUGAUAGUUUGCCAUGGUAAAUCUAGCUUGUGUCAUUGGUGCACGCCCUGCUUGCUUACAUUUUAUUUUAAAAGUUUAAAAUGUAUCAUUUUCUACUUAAACUGCACACAUCCAUUUUGGCACAAAGGAAUACUUGUAAAAAAUCCUUUAACAAAUUGAACCGAUGUCAUCUUUAAUUGAUUUAACAUAUUUCCACAGUUUUAUUUAAAUAAAACUAUUUUACUCAUUUAAACCAAACCAAAAUUUCAUACUCCUUUGUGCCUGUGUACAGACAUUAGUUGAACCCUCUGCAAUUGAACUGCGGACUUGCAGCAUGUAUGAUAAACAAGUGUGUACAUCAAUGGUUUCACUUACCAUUGCACAUAUAGUACUGUGUGUAAGUUUUAAGGCAGUCAUAGAAAAUGUUAAAGCCAUUACACUUGCUCAAAAAACAGCAUUUAACAAGAGAAUAUAUGCAACUAAACAGUAACACAAUGAAAAUGAAAAAAUUUUCUGUUCUCCAAAAAGUGACUGAUAUCUUGCUGGAUGAGCACCGCUUCAGUUCCCUAACCUCUCCUCAGGGGCACGGUAGCUGUUACAUAUAUUAAUUCAUUUUUACCAUCAGCUCAAUAAAUUCAUUAUUUAACUAAUAAUAUGUUAAUAAUGUGAUUAGCCAAACAAGGUGUUCUAGUGCUUGAGUCAAAAAAUACAUGGGUGUAUUGGAUGGUUGUUGUGAAUAAUCUGGUGAUUUUAUGAGAGGUUUUUAAAUGGCUAAACUGACAUAAUUUGGCAGACAUCAUAGUUCUACACCAACAAAGAGAUGAUUUUCUUUGCCUGUUUAAGGCUUUUGCACAGUACUAUAUGCUUUGUGGAAUUAUACUAUUUUUUCAUUGAACUGAUCUGUGGAUGGAAAUUUCACUUUUCCCUGUAUGAUUUUCAGAAACAAAAUAAUGUCUUAGGCGUUAGUCGUUGUGUUACAGUGUAAAUUCCAGUACUUGGCCAGGUCCAUCACAGCAUCAUAAUAAGCCGUGGUAGUAAAACAAAAGUAAAGCAAAAGGUAAUGGAAACAAAUGGAAUGUUCUAAGCAUGGUUUUUGGUACAUUUUUGGUGAGUAUAUACAUUUUGAAGAUUUUGACAUGCAUAAAUGAAAAACCAUUGCUUCUGAUUUACAAACCAACAACUUAGGUUUGUAAAUACCAAGUCAUGCUUAUUUAUUAGAUAUCCAGCAUAAAUCGGCACCCCAUGAUAAGUUAGUUGUGUAAUUUAGAGGGAUUUUAGCAACUUCAUCUAGGCAUUGUACACAUUUUUGUUAUAUAAUUGAUGAUGUCAAAAGUAAUACUGAAUGUGAGCAUAGGCAAUGAUAAAUUUGUUUAAAACAUUGUGUCUGAUGCACUGAUACAGUCAAUUUAACAGGAAUGAAAUUAUAAAAAAAAAAAAUGUUUGGAUGCCUGUGAAGAAAUGUACAUGAUAUCUUAUGGAAUGUAGAUUUAGAUUUGUGUGUUUCAUACUUGGACAAGAAUGUAUGCAUUUUUUAUUGGUUCUGAACAAAGAAAAUCUAUGUGAAAUUCAAGGGCUUUAUUUGUAUGAAGUGGAUUAAAAAUGUAUAUAUUUUUUCAGGAUAAUCAGUGAAUCGAGUUGUUAGAACAUUGAAAAUCAUUGUUUACACACACAUGUUGUGUACAAGUUUUGUGUACAUUAUUGAAUUGGAGGGAACAAAAUCUAAACAACAGGCGAACUCUCCAGCCCUAGGAAAAUCCAGUUCAUGUGGGUUUUGUUGAUUGUAUAGAGUUUUUUUUUUCCUACCGAAGGUUUUUAGAUCGUAAUCUGUGUUUGCACUAUUGACAGUUAUAUAAUAAAAGAUCACACAAAUGAUGUAUCACAUUGACUGUAAAGCAAGCUGAUUAAUAGUUAUGUUGAGUCACUGAUGUGGCUAGCCGAUGCUAUGUAAUGCUUUUUGCCUGUUUAUUUUUUAACCUAUUUAUACCUCUGUUUGAAUCGAAAUCCCACUGUGUUUACAAGCUAGUACUUGCAGAUUAACGCAAGGCGUCAGAAAAUGCAAUGCCAGUUUUGAGCAUAUACAUGACUUCAAAAUUCAGAUUUUUUUCAAAGCACCCUAUUUAAGAAAUAAAUUCCAGGUUUACUAGAUUCAAAUACUGAUUUGACCGCGGCUCUUGCAGGCCAGAUGUCUGGACCAGCUGACCUACAGUAUGACCUCCAAAAGGAACUUAAACGUAACGCAAAUUCCGAGCCGUAGCUACGCUGGUUAAAAUAAGUAGGCGUGUGUGUCUAUCUCACUGCGUUAACAUUAUGUUCAUGUUGCUGUUAUGGACAGCUACUCUCAGCUGAGUCACAGUGCUGUGCCCUGCUUAUCUGCCAAGCUGCUUUGCUGAGUUGCAGCAUAUUUGUUUGGUGUACAUUGUUAAAUUGUGCACAAACUUGUUUGUAAUUGUCAAACUGAUGCAGACAGCUGUACUUGGAGCUUUAAUGUUAAUAUGAAAUAAAACAUCUUUUUGCUACUUAA
This is a messenger RNA of Brienomyrus brachyistius, 5308 nucleotides long. It is a transcript of the gene sec22c, whose product is annotated as SEC22 homolog C, vesicle trafficking protein. Lineage: Eukaryota; Metazoa; Chordata; Actinopteri; Osteoglossiformes; Mormyridae. Bases 214 to 1125 code for a protein of 303 amino acids. The record is from RefSeq and is a predicted model, not a curated record. Gene Ontology annotation, biological process: endoplasmic reticulum to Golgi vesicle-mediated transport. The transcript is spliced from 7 exons.